Messenger RNA from Colletotrichum phormii, 1545 nucleotides. RefSeq names its product cytochrome P450. Bases 1 to 1545 code for a protein of 514 amino acids. Gene Ontology annotation, molecular function: heme binding; oxidoreductase activity, acting on paired donors, with incorporation or reduction of molecular oxygen; iron ion binding. The record is from RefSeq and is a predicted model, not a curated record. The transcript is spliced from 5 exons. Lineage: Eukaryota; Fungi; Ascomycota; Sordariomycetes; Glomerellales; Glomerellaceae.
AUGAUGUGGCUACUAUGGGCACCGGUCGCUCUCGCGGCUGUGAUAAUCGCAUUUGGUCGACUGCGCAAGAAGAUUAAGCCGAAUUAUGGGCUUCCACUUGUCGGGUCUCCCGAUCAACAAAAUCUGUCCUCCGCUAUCAUCGACGGCUAUCAAAAGUAUCAAGACACGGCGUUUGUGGUUCCAAGUGACCCCCCACGGGUCAUGCUUCCAAUGAACCUGUACCAGGAGGUCAUCCAAGCACCAGACACGGAGAUGUCCUUUGCGGCUGAGAUCUAUGACAUCUUCCUCGGCCGUUACACUCACGUCGGAGAAAGUCGAGGAGAAGUAAUCGAGGCUGUACGGGUCGACUUGACAAGGAAUAUGUCCGGUGUCCUCCGACCAAUACAGGAGGAAGCCAAGUUCGGCUUGAACCAGCUGAUUGGGGAUUCGGCAGAGUGGAAGACGUUCAAUACGUACCACAUGGUUCUCCGCAUGAUUGGCCUGAUGAGUGGCCGAGUCUUCGUUGGCCUGCCUUUGAGUCGCGAGGAGGAUUGGAUCCAGGCUUCAAUCACCUUCGCCACGGACGUGGGGAAAAGUCGCAUGGCUGCCCUCCGAUGGAACCCCUGGAUCAGGCCUUUCGUCCUCCCGUUUCUUCCUGAAGUGCGGCAUACGCGCCGUGCGCUCCACAAAGCGAAUGAACAUAUGCGACCUCUAGUCAAGGAAGUUCUUCGGGAUGAGAACUUGCCUGAAGAAAAGCCGGCGAAACCAGGCGCUCCUGGAGCUUUUGUGUCAUGGAUGAUGAAGUAUCUGAGCUCCGAAGAGAAGACUCCUGAGACAAUGGGGACCAACCAGAUGUUGCUUUCAUUCGCUGCCAUUCACACAACUUCCGGAACGGCCACAUUGGCUCUUCACGACUUGCUUGGCCGCCCCCAAUACAUCGAGCCUCUCCGUGAGGAGAUUGCAGAAGUCAUCAAGGAAGAUGGCGUAGAGAGUGACGAAAAUGGACAAGUGUUUCUGUCAAAGUCUUCUGUGGGCAAACUCAAGAAGCUUGAUAGCUUCAUCAAAGAAAGCCAGCGCACAAGUCCAUUGAGCCUUGCCGGUACAUCUCGAAGGCUUCGCAAAGAUCAGACCUUUUCAAAUGGCAUGAAGUUGCCUGCUGGAGCAGCCAUUUCCUUUCCCUUGUGGGCCGUGUAUCACUCUACCACAACGAAGACUUUCAGCCCAGAGUAUAACGCCGAAACCGGCAACGCGCCACCUAGCGAAUUCGAUGGUUUCCGUUUCGCUCGUCUUCGAGACCAACCAGGUCGUGAGAUGAAGCACCAAGCUGCGACAACAGGGCCAGAUGCGUUCAACUUUGGGCACGGCCCGCAUGCAUGUCCGGGGCGCUUCUUCGCUGUUUAUGUGAUCAAGUGCAUAUUCAUCGAGUUGUUAAUGAACUAUGACAUCCAUCUGAAGGGUGUUGCUGGCCUUGAGACUACGGAAAGGCCGCCGAAUCAGAUCAGGCAAAUGAUCGUACAGCCAAACUAUGGGGCUGAGGUCGAGGUUCGAAGGCGGGCGAAGGUUUGA